AUGCUUCGCAGGCGCGCUCUCUACAACGACAUGUCAAGUUAUCUGUUCUUCAGUUUCGCUAAUCCAUGCGUCUCUGUCUGCGUCCCAGAUAUGUGUGCUGCGCCGGGUACAUGCCAUGCAGCGGCAGGUGCGGCGAGAGCAAGUGCCCAGAGCUAUGCCUCGCAACAGAGCCCUGAUCAACCGGAUUUCCAGGCGUUCCUCUGCUUCGGCAGCUCGGUUGCUUCGACCAGGUUCCUGCUGCAGGAUGAGUGCAACAUCCAGACGACCCAGUGCGACAACUGCAUCAUCAGCUUCAUGUUCUGCCUCCAGCAGCUGGCCUGCAUCGUCGGCAACCAGGAACUCUCCGAGGCUUCGCAGGCGAUCUCCUGCGUCUCCGACGCGGUCUACUGGACGGUUUGCUCCUGUAUGCAGACGCAGCACAAGGUGGAGCUGGACAAGAGGGACGGCAAACUGGGCGAGGCUGCAAUGACGGUCCCUCCGAUGCAGCAGAUGUCACGCAUCGAUCAGCCGAUGCCGCCUCAGGUCGGGUAUGCACAGCAGCCAACGUCCUACAGGUAG
This is a messenger RNA of Triticum turgidum subsp. durum (durum wheat), 558 nucleotides long. The record is from the annotation of a GenBank genome assembly. NCBI's taxonomy places the organism in Eukaryota, Viridiplantae, Streptophyta, Magnoliopsida, Poales, Poaceae.